Molecule: messenger RNA, 3648 nt
Organism: Malus domestica (apple)
Lineage: Eukaryota; Viridiplantae; Streptophyta; Magnoliopsida; Rosales; Rosaceae
Product: putative calcium-transporting ATPase 13, plasma membrane-type
Biological process (GO): calcium ion transmembrane transport
Cellular component (GO): plasma membrane; intracellular membrane-bounded organelle
Molecular function (GO): ATP hydrolysis activity; P-type calcium transporter activity; ATP binding
Source: RefSeq, a predicted model, not a curated record
AACUAUAAGUAGAUACUCACGCAAACUUAUGAGGAACAACAAUUGCUUCCAUUUAUUUGUUUGCCAUUUGAGAUAUACUUCGUUCAUCUCCGAAGCUUUUUCUCCACCUCUAUUGGGAAUCCGUGAUAGUAUUCCGGUUGAUAGUUGUUUAAAUUUGGCCGUAGCUAUCAUCAUCCCUCACUGCGGCUGCCACCUUCAUUGCGAUUUCUAAACUUGGAAGCAUUUUUCAUUUAAGCAUGUCUACCGCCUUGCAUGCAAAGUUGGCUUGCAUUGAAAUCGAGCUGCUUUUUGAUGUUUCAAAAAUCACUCUUAGCAAACACCAAAGAAAAUGGCGUUCUGCUUUUGCCACAAUCUACUGCUCUAGAGCCUUCAACCUUUCACUACCAAAAUAUAAAAACACCAAAUUAUCUCCAUCUCCUUCUCAUACCGCCAUUACUGUUGAGCCAUCAUAUAGCUUAUUCCAAAUUGAUCAAACUACCCUCACUAACCUUGUCAAGCAGAAAAAUCUCAACCAGCUUCAGGAGCUAGGAGGGGUUGAAGAAAUUGCCACCGAUCUCAAAACUGACGCAGAGCACGGAGUCCAUGGCGGCGAUGAUCCAGAAGACGACAUUGCGAAAAGACUCAAAGCAUUCGGCUCGAACACGUACAAGAAGCCACCAACAAAAGGGUUCUUCCACUUUGUGUGGGAGGCCUUCAAAGACCUCACAAUUCUCAUCCUCUUAGGCUGCGCUACGCUUUCUCUUGGCUUGGGAAUCAAAGUGCACGGUCUAAAAGAUGGAUGGAUCGAUGGCGGAAGCAUAUUUCUUGCAAUCAUUCUGGUAAUUUCUGUUUCUGCUGUGAGUAAUUUUAGACAAAACAGACAGUUUGAUAAGUUGUCUAAAGUCAGCGACAAUGUCCAAAUCGAAGCCGUGAGAGGCGGCAGGCGCCAACAGAUUUCGAUAUUCGAAAUUGUAGUUGGUGAUGUCAUUUGUUUAAAGAUCGGAGACCAAGUUCCGGCUGAUGGAUUGUUUCUAGACGGCCAUUCGUUACAAGUAGACGAAUCGAGCAUGACAGGGGAGAGUGAUCAUGUCGAAAUUAGUCACCACCAGAAUCCUUUCUUGUUUUCCGGCACAAAAGUGGCUGAUGGCUACGCUCGGAUGCUUGUCACCUCUGUUGGAAUGAACACGACAUGGGGCGAAAUGAUGAGCCAAAUCAGCCGCGACAAUGGUGAAGAGACGCCUCUGCAAGCUCGGCUCAACAAGCUAACGUCAUCGAUUGGUAAAGUCGGUUUGGUAGUUGCACUUUUAGUCCUGAUUGUCUUGAUGGUUAGGUACUUCACUGGAAAUACAGAGGACGAGAAUGGAAACCGGGAGUAUAAUGGCAGCAAGACUAAAGUUGACGACAUAUUAAACGCGGUUGUAGGGAUUGUUGCUGCUGCGGUUACAAUUGUUGUGGUGGCAAUUCCGGAAGGCCUGCCUCUGGCUGUGACUCUAACGCUUGCGUAUUCGAUGAAGAGAAUGAUGGUAGAUAAGGCGAUGGUAAGGAAGCUUUCUGCUUGUGAGACGAUGGGGUCUGCCACCGUCAUUUGUACCGAUAAAACAGGCACUCUCACCAUGAAUGAAAUGAAGGUGACCAAGUUUUGGCUAGGGGAGGAACCUGUGGAAGAAGAGGCGUAUUCGUCCAUAUCACCUUUUGUUCGUAACUUGAUUCAUGAAGGGGUUGCUCUGAACACAACCGGGAGUGUGUUCCGGCCUAAUUCGGGUUCGGAAAUUGAAAUCUCGGGGAGUCCUACUGAGAAGGCGAUUCUUUCGUGGGCAGUGCAUGGGGCGAAGAUGGAUAUGCAGAAAGUGGUGAAGAGUUGCAGCAUUCUCUAUGUCGAGGCCUUCAAUUCGCAGAAGAAACGAAGCGGGGUUUUGAUGAAGCGGAAGGUGGACGAUUCUGUUCAAGCACAUUGGAAAGGAGCUGCAGAGAUGGUAUUAGCAAUGUGCACAAGUUACUACAAUGCAUCCGGAGUUGUUAAAGAUAUGGAUGAGAACGCGAAAUUGAAAUUUGAGCAGAUUAUCCAAGGUAUGGCGGCGAGCAGCCUCAGAUGCAUUGCUUUUGCACACACAGAAAUUGAGGUACAAGAGCAAGUGGAUGAUCAAGAACAUAAAAAUUUGCUAAAAGAAGAUGGAUUGACACUAUUAGGCCUUGUUGGGUUAAAAGAUCCAUGCCGGCCGGGGGUGAAGAAAGCUGUUGAAGACUGUCAACGUGCAGGGGUGAAUGUUAAAAUGAUCACAGGCGACAAUGUGUUCACUGCAAAAGCAAUAGCCACAGAAUGCGGGAUACUCAAGCCCGAUCAGGACAUGUUCUUCAGCAGUGCAGUGAUAGAAGGCGUGCAAUUUCGCAACUACACAGCCGAAGAAAGAAUGGAGAAGGUGGACAAAAUCUGUGUGAUGGCAAGGUCCUCCCCCUUUGACAAGCUUCUCAUGGUGCAGUGCUUGAAACAGCUAGGCCAUGUGGUGGCGGUAACAGGGGAUGGCACGAACGAUGCGCCUGCAUUGAAAGAAGCUGACAUCGGACUUUCCAUGGGGAUUCAAGGCACAGAAGUCGCGAAAGAGAGCUCGGAUAUCGUGAUCAUGGACGACAACUUUUCGUCGGUGGCCACAGUUUUAAGGUGGGGAAGAUGUGUUUACGAAAACAUCCAGAAGUUCAUCCAAUUCCAACUCACCGUCAAUGUCGCAGCGCUGGUGAUCAACUUUGUAGCAGCAAUUUCUGCUGGUGAAGUCCCGUUAACAGCUGUUCAAUUACUGUGGGUGAAUUUGAUCAUGGACACACUAGGUGCUCUGGCUCUCGCCACAGAGAAGCCAACAAAAGAGCUCAUGAAGAAAAAACCGGUUGGGAGGACGGAGCCUCUGAUCACCAAUAUAAUGUGGAGGAACCUCCUGCCUCAAGCACUCUACCAGAUUGCAAUCCUCCUGACAUUGCAGUUCAAAGGAAAAUCGAUCUUCGGUGUGGAGGAGAAGGUGAAGGACACACUGAUCUUCAACACAUUUGUGCUGUGCCAGGUGUUCAAUGAGUUCAAUGCAAGGAAGCUCGAGAAGAAGAAUGUGUUCAGAGGAAUCCACACCAACAAGUUGUUUUUGGGAAUUAUUGGUGUCACAAUUUUGCUGCAGGUGGUGAUGGUGGAGUUUUUGAAGAAGUUUGCAGAUACAGAAAGGUUGAAUUGGGGGCAAUGGGGUGCUUGUGUUGGUAUUGCAGCAGUCUCUUGGCCAAUUGGUUGGAUUGUCAAGUCGAUUCCUGUUCCUGAGACUCCUAUUUUCAGCUAUCUCAAGAUGAAGAAGUCGAAGAAGAACUCUAUUUGAAGUACCUUUGAUUUUGAAGGAUUGAAGAACCAAUUCGGUAGCGACACUGCCGGACAUUCGACUUCCUCUGGAACAAAACAUGAUCAAAUGGACGAAUUUUGGAGUGAUUCAAAUUGGAGAACGUUCGUGUGUCUCUUGCCGUCUUUGUGUCAAAGUUUCAGAUUUUUCUAACAAGCCGUUUGACCGUGGCGAUGAAAUAAAGACCCAGCGCGCAGCUUUCUCGAAUUGACGUUUCUAAAUGUUUUGGGUAUUUUGGAGGUCAAUGUGGCAUAUUUUGAGAAAGAUUCCUUCUGAGGAUUUGUAGGGGACGUCUUCAGCUUUCAAA